AUUAGUUGUUGUUCGUGAUUCGAGCAGCGCGGUCGCGUUUUUUGUUUCCUCAAACGCAAUAAAUCACUAAGAAAAAAACCCAAUAGUGUAAUCGAAGAAAAAUUUAAUUUAUUUUAAUAAAACAACAAGCAAAUCCAUAAAUUCAAGCUUCCAAUUAAAGUUAAAACAACAUAUUAAUGAUAUUUAAUAAAAAAAUACAACAAAAAGUUAUAUAAUUAUGAAAUAAAAUCAUUUGUAAGAAAUUUUUGCAAAAAAAUAAACCACAGUGUAAUAAAUGGAAAAAAAUUAUAACAACGAAAUAAGCAGAAAAAAGGCAAAUAAAUGUCAUAAUCAAACAAAUAAUCUAAUUUUUUAGUGAAAAAUUUGUUUAAAUAUCAAAUAGUGCAAAAAAAUCCAAAUAAAUGAUAAAAUAAAUUUGCUGUGUAGUGUGUAAAAAUUCAGUGUGUGUGUGUGUUUGUUUUUGUUUAAAAUUUUCCCGUCUCAAUGAAUGGACGCCAUUACCCCCCCACUCCACUUAGGCAGUGAUUGUAAAAAUAACAAAACAAAAUAGCGCAUAUAUAUCUAACGGGCUGAAGCUCUUCUUUAAAUAUAAAAAUAUUAAGUACCAAGCUGCGACAGCACCAACAACCAUUGUAUGAUUUACAAUUGUAUUUUUAAGGGGGAAAAGUUUUUACAGCUGCCGUUUAGUGUUUGUUGUUUAUAUUAUUGGCUCUGUUUUGGUUAAUUUGGAAAGUCUGCAAUUAAAAAUUAUUUGCCAAAAUGUCGGCUGAAGAUAGCGAGCUGGACCCGCGUAUUAAGAUUGAAUUGGAAAAUCUGAAUACAGCCACCGAUGAGAUUAAUAAAUUGGAAAUUGAAUUAGAGGAAGCUAACUCCACCUUUCGCAUUUUGAUGAAUGAAUCAACUAGACGCUUAAAAUUAUCUUCAAAAAAACUUGGCAGCUGUAUAGAUAAGGCUAGACCCUAUUAUGAGGCUUUAGAAAAGGCUAGAGAAGCACAAAUUGAGUGCCAAAAAGCAGCUGUUAAAUUUCAAAGAGCUAAUGAAAUUCAUGCCGCCGCCAAAGAAACAGUUGCCCUAGCCGAGCAACGUUUUAUGUCGAAUUCCCACGAAUGGCAAUUUGAUAAUGCCUGGCAGGAAAUGCUUAAUCAUGCUACACAAAAAGUAAUGGAUGCUGAAAAACAAAAAGCCGACUGUCAUGCGGAGCAUCAACGUCGCACGCGUAUUUUUCAUGCAGCCGAACAAAAAGUUCAACAAUUAGAGGAACGUUUUCGUCGCAGUAUUACCAAAUCAAGGCCCUAUUUUGAAGAGAAGCAAAUAUGCCAAGAUCAAUUACAAACCCAAAAGAAUCGCAUCGAAGAGCUACAACUACAAGUGCAAACGGCCAAGAAUACCUAUGCCACAGCUUUACGUAAUCUAGAGCGUAUAAGUGAUGACAUACAUAGGCAAAGAGGAGAUUAUCCUCAGCUUUUAAACACACCACCGCCAGGACCCCGCGAGCCGGGUGUAGGAGCUGAGCUUAAUUCACCCACUAGCACCACCAUGCCAUCUUUGCCCGAUUACCAUAUGGAAUUGGAUAAAUGUGAUUAUCCCUCCAUAGCUGGCAGUCAAAUGUCUUUGAGUGGUCAAUCGGAAAAAUCCUCUGAGACUGCUUGCAGUACCAGCAACAACCUUAAUAAGAAUGCUGCCGCUCCCCUAGCCAUAUUGGCCUUAAAGGCAGAUUCUGAAAUUGAUGAAGAGGAUGAUGUGGUUAUCAAGCAGCAUCGUACAGAAGAUUAUCCCGAUGAACAGAUAGAAGACUAUAAUGAUAGUCAUGAGCUUAAUUCUGGCAUAGUGGAUGAACAAGAUCUCGAAGCUUUAAGGCAACAAGUUAAAUUUUUAGCCGUAAGACCCAUAGAGGGAGGUGAUGGUCAACAAGAACAAAAUGAUGUUUGGGAGCAUGAAUUGAAUGCCACAGUAGAUAAAUUGGAUCAUUUAAUGCUUUUGAAAGAAUGUGCUAAACAGCAGCAACAACAACAGCAGCCACAACUUACCACCUAUACGGCUAAAAAUAAAAAUAUUGCAGUAAGACCCGACUCUUUGGGUGCCGAGGCUUGUCCUGCUCCUAAAAAUCCUCUUAUAAAGGUAACACAAGCUAACGAGGUUGUUAAUAGUCUACCCAGUACCCCCGAACAUGUGGUGAAACCCUUGAAAAAACUACAAAAGCUAGAACCCUUGCCCCUGGUUAAUGUUUCAAUGAGAGAACUACCCCUACUCGCACGUCUUUCAAAUGAAAUACUAGAUACUAGCAGUGGUUAUAAUAAGCAACGUAGACGUUCGCUGGAUUAAGUUUAAGAAGAAAAUCUUUGUAAAUUCACAAAUUUAAUAUAGUGCAUAGCUAAUAAGUAAUAACAAAUAAAAAAUUGCUAUUUAUGGCAAACUUUACUUGAUCUGCUAAAUAAUUGAAAAUUUUGAAAAAUUUAAAAUAUAGUUAAUAGAAAAUUUUAGAAUUUUAACACUAACAGCAUUAACGAUCAAUUUAAUUACUAUUAAAAUAAAAUACAAGUAUUUUUAUAAUUUCUUAUGCAAAACUUUCAAACAAAACAAUUAUAUUUAUAAAUUAAAAUAAUGUUAAUGUGAUAAUUUAUUAAAAAUUCUAA
Messenger RNA from Lucilia cuprina (Australian sheep blowfly), 2633 nucleotides. It is a transcript of the gene pcs, whose product is annotated as SH3 domain-binding protein 5 homolog. The transcript has 4 exons. Bases 760 to 2322 code for a protein of 520 amino acids. Gene Ontology annotation, biological process: intracellular signal transduction; negative regulation of protein tyrosine kinase activity. Gene Ontology annotation, cellular component: cytoplasm. The record is from RefSeq and is a predicted model, not a curated record. Gene Ontology annotation, molecular function: protein kinase inhibitor activity. NCBI's taxonomy places the organism in Eukaryota, Metazoa, Arthropoda, Insecta, Diptera, Calliphoridae.